This is a messenger RNA of Pelagomonas calceolata, 1939 nucleotides long. The record is from the annotation of a GenBank genome assembly. NCBI's taxonomy places the organism in Eukaryota, Pelagophyceae, Pelagomonadales, Pelagomonadaceae.
CAGCCAAGCCCAGCCACAGCCAAGCCGAUCGAUUACAUCGACCACACGCACGCGCAGCAGCAGAACAGCUCGCAACGCCCUCGCAGCGAUGCGCCCGCCAGCGCUCCUCCUCGCCGCCCUGGCGUGGAACGCGCAAGCAGCCAUCCCCACGGCCACCUUAAAAUUAGAAGGCGGCGCGACGCUCGCGGUAGCCCCGGCCGCGCUCGGCUCCCUCUUGCCCCCGUCAAAAGCGCAAGCCUUGCAUGUAACCUUAAGAUGGGCCGGCGGCCUAGCGGAUGGCUGCGACCCGGGGGUCGCGAAGUGGCCGAGCGCGUCUGUACGAAGGGACGGCGUCGCCGUGUUGGCCGCGCGAUCGCCGAACUGCACCUUUAGCGAUCGGGUCCAGGCCGCCGCGCGAGCUGGACUGAGAGCGGUCGUCGUCUACAAUACGAUCGAAGGUAUAUAUAGGAAUAGAACUUAUGCCACGGACAAGUACGACUACGACUGUUCUCGCGGUUCAGGUGUCGUGUCAAAAUUCACGAAGGACGAGAAGAUGGACGGCUUCCGUAGCUCCCCUUGUGCUUCGGAGUGCGAUUCCGGGAGGUGCUUGCUCACGGGCAAGAAGAUCGGGAGUACGAACGAGAUCUGCUGCGCCUGGGACACGUACACGACCAUGUCCGGCGAUCCGACUUUGAACGUGGACGCGGUCUUCAUUAGUAUGAGAGACGCUGAUGUUUUAAGAGCAUCACCUUUGUUACAGAUGCCGGCGCCGAACGCCCUACCUUCACAGUUAUGGGACGACAACCAGGAGGGCUUCCUGUCCUGGUCCGGCGUCCUGAUCUGGUUACUUGGGGUGUGUACGUGUGCCUACGCUUCCCAUAAAUCUUGCGAUGACGUGAGAAAAAAACGGCGGCUGCCGACGCACCAACCCGCUGCGAUCGAGGAGACCGACGACGAAGACGAGCCCUCCUUCGACCUGACACCUUUGCAUGCGGUGGGUUUCAUCGUCAUCGCGUCGAUGGCGCUGGUCGUGUUGUUCUUCUUCGACCUGCACAUGAUCGUGGUCUUCAUGUAUGCGGUCUCGGCGGCGUCGACGUCAGCCGCGGUCGUCUGGCGGCCCUUGCUGAAGAAGUGCCUCUCUUCUAGAUAUACGGUGGAUUUACCUAGAAUAGGUGAGGUAGCUCUGUUGGAUCUCAUCUCCGGCAUUUGCGGCGUGACCAUAGCGGUCUGGUGGUUGUGUGUCCAGAAUGCUUCAUAUGCCUGGUUAUUUCAAGAUUUAUUUGGGAUUUGUCUGUGCGUCCUCUUUUUGAGUGUCAUCAAGCUGUCUUCACUGAGAGUAGCGUCCUUAUUAUUGUGUAUGGCUUUCUGCUACGACAUCUUCUUCGUCUUCAUAUCUCCGCACCUGUUCGGGGAAAGCGUCAUGGUGCGAGUGGCCACAGGAAAAGCCCCUACGAAAGACGCGGACUACUGCGAGAAGUACCCCGACGACAAAGAUUGCCAGUCCCAGUCGUUGCCCAUGUUAUUACUACUCCCUCGAUUCGAUGGUCUUAGUGGAUACACGAUGCUAGGCUUGGGCGACAUCGUUCUGCCUGGGUUGUUGGUAGCCUUCGCGGCGCGCUGCGACGCCUGCGCGCUACAGAGAAGAUACUUCCCGCUCAUGGUCUGCGGCUACGCCGUCGGGCUGGCCAUGGCGAACGUCGCCGUGGCCUACUUCGCCCAGGGCCAGCCCGCUUUGCUCUAUUUGGUGCCCUGCACGCUGGGGCCCUUCCUGCACGCGGCGCAGCGGGAUGGUACCUUGCAGACGCUCUGGCAGGGGCCGCCCUCGCUGCUCGAUCCGACGCCGGUCCGGGCGACGCGCGUCGUCGCUUCCGAGCCUUACCAGGCGUCUACGACCGAUGAUCAGAAACCGCUGAUGAUGUCGAUUUAGAUCGAUCGGUGGCGUACAUAAGUGAUGUGUUAC